AUGAGUACUAGUAUCGAAGAACUUGACAAAAUAUCAUUUUGUGAUGAGUUUAUUGAAGAUGGGCAUGUUGACAAUGAAAUGAUAAAAGAUCAAAAUGAUUUGAAGCAACCAAUCGCAAGUAUUGCCUCAUUUAAUGGUCCAAAGGAACCAUGUCUUGAUAUGGAAUUUGAUGAAUUAGAAGAUGCUCGUGCAUGUUAUAAUGCGUAUGCAAGGCGGAAUGGUUUUAGUAUUCGAAUAAGUCAUUCUCGACUAGCUAAGGAUAAGUCAGUAAAUGGGAUAGAAUAUGUUUGUUCAAGAGAAGGCUUCCGUCAUAAAAGUUAUCAAGAGAAAACCUAUACAAACCCGAAGCCUGCUGAAACAAGGAUAGGAUGUAAAGCAAUUAUGGGUUUAAAGAAAGUGGGAUUAAAAUGGAUUGUAUGUAAGUUCAAAACUGAACAUAAUCAUGAUCUCCUUAGUCCUAGAAGUACAAGUUUACUUCGUGGACAUAGAGUGGUAACACAUGCCCAAAAAAGUCUUAUAGAUACACUUAAUAAAUCCGGUGUACCUCCAAGAAAGAUAAUAUCGGUGUUGAGUGAAGAAUCCGGUAGUGACCAUAAUGUUGGUUGUAUUGCUAAAGAUGUGCAAAAUUAUUUGGGUAAUAAAAGAAAGGUUCUUUUUGGAGGGGGAGACGCACAAAGAAUGUACAAUUUUUAUCUUGAGAAACAAAGUAAAAAUCCGGGUUUUGUUUAUGCAAUCCAAGUGGAUGACAAUGGAUGCAUGGGCAAUUAUUUUUGGGCAGAUGCUAGAUCACGAGCUGCAUACCAAUAUUUUGGAGAUGUUGUUACUUUUGAUGCUACCUACUUGACAAAUUGUUAUAAGAUGCCUUUUGUUUCUUUUACUGGAAUUAACCAUCAUCAUCAAUCUAUGAUGUUUGGAUGUGCUUUGCUUGUAAAUGAAAAGGCUGAAUCUUAUACGUGGUUGUUGAAAACAUAG
Molecule: messenger RNA, 972 nt
Organism: Corylus avellana
Lineage: Eukaryota; Viridiplantae; Streptophyta; Magnoliopsida; Fagales; Betulaceae
Source: RefSeq, a predicted model, not a curated record